CCCAACUAUGUGUUUUAAUAACAUCCAGAGUGUAGGAAAACCGAGACCUAGUUGUGGGUCAAGGGCAGGGCUGGGAAGAGAACCCACGUCUCCCAGUCCCGGAGGGCCAGGCAUGAGGAGGCGGCCUCUGUCCAACCCUCCUCUCCUUCUCCCAAGGCCAUGCUGCCGCUCCUGCUGGGCCUGCUGGGCCCGGCCGCCUGCUGGGCCCUGGGCCCGGCCCCCAGCUCCGGCUCUUCCGAGCUGCGCUCGGCCUUCUCGGCGGCACGCACCACCCCGCUGGAGGGCACGUCGGAGAUGGCGGUGACCUUCGACAAGGUGUACGUGAACAUCGGGGGCGACUUCGACGCGGCCACGGGCCAGUUCCGCUGCCGCGUGUCGGCCUUCUCGGCGGCGCGCACGCGCAGCCUGGUGGGCUCGGACGCGGGUCCCGGGCCGCGGCACCGGCCGCUCGCCUUCGACACGGAGUUCGUCAACAUCGGCGGCGACUUCGACGCGGCGGCAGGCGUGUUCCGCUGCCGCCUGCCGGGCGCCUACUUCUUCUCCUUCACGCUGGGCAAGCUGCCGCGCAAGACGCUGUCGGUGAAGCUGAUGAAGAACCGCGACGAGGUGCAGGCCAUGAUUUACGACGACGGCGCGUCGCGGCGCCGCGAGAUGCAGAGCCAGAGCGUGAUGCUGGCGCUGAGGCGCGGCGACGCCGUCUGGCUGCUCAGCCACGACCACGAUGGCUACGGCGCCUAUAGCAACCACGGCAAGUACAUCACCUUCUCCGGCUUCCUGGUGUACCCCGACCUCGCCCCCGCCGGCCCGCCCGGCCUCGGGCCUCCGGAGCUCUGAGCCCGGCCGGGAGAGGAGCCCGGAGGGCCGCGGGCGCUCAUGCCGAGCCGGUCCGCGGCCCGAACGCCCCGCCGGCUUCACUCUGCCAAUAAAGUGCGCCUCGCCCGCCUGUCA
Galeopterus variegatus (Sunda flying lemur) is the source of this 948-nucleotide messenger RNA. RefSeq names its product C1q and tumor necrosis factor related protein 4 (gene C1QTNF4). The transcript has 2 exons. Gene Ontology annotation, molecular function: protein binding. Bases 160 to 834 code for a protein of 224 amino acids. Lineage: Eukaryota; Metazoa; Chordata; Mammalia; Dermoptera; Cynocephalidae. The record is from RefSeq and is a predicted model, not a curated record.